Messenger RNA from Chara braunii, 4072 nucleotides. NCBI's taxonomy places the organism in Eukaryota, Viridiplantae, Streptophyta, Charophyceae, Charales, Characeae. The record is from the annotation of a GenBank genome assembly.
GCGCGUGUGCGCGGAUGCGGGCGCGUGCGAUUGUAUCUGCCCUCGAGCUUGCGGAAGAAGAGUGAAAGAAGAUCAGAUCGUAUCUUAUACGUCCGUCAAUUGCGCAAGUAGGAAUUGUUGUUGUGUGAAUACGGUGGACCACCCGCCCUCCUUGCUGAGUUGGCUGCCCGGCCUCCCGCCCUCUUCACCUUUUCCUCUGGCGACGCCACGUCGGCUGGGUUUUCGCUGAAUACGUUCCCGCUCGCAGAUGAGAAGACUGCGUAUGAACAGGCAGGUGGAGGGAGAGAGGAAGUGUGACUGAAAUCUGUGCAUUAAGCAGCGAAAACUCGAGGCUCAAACUCAGUAUAUGAGCUCAGUGAAAGGUGCUCUGCUUAACUGAAGGCGUCACUUCAUUGACGUUCUGGCGCCAUUAUUUUAUAACUUUGCGUUUGUAGAGACAUGCAGGUAGUGAAGUACCUGCGUGUGUGGUGAGCAGCGGCUUAGUGCAGUCGUUAUUACUUGUUAAGGGUCCAGAAAUUGGGGGGGCAGGGAGGAGGUUUUGAUUCAUGGGGGAAGGGGGUGGUGGCACAACACGGGGGCCUGAUUGACGAGGCGAAUGGUUCUAUGUAUUUGGGAGACUGGGUGGUGGCAUAAUGGGGGAAGGGGGGACGGCAUGGCUGGGUGAGGGGGGUUUCCAUUCAUUGGGGGAUGAUUGGGCAGCUUGCUUGGAAUUGUUGACAUGGAGAAAGAAGAAGAAGAAGAAGACGAAGAAGAAGAAGAAGAAGAAGAAGAAGAAGAAGAAGAAGAAGAAUAUGAAGACGAAGAAGAAGAAGAGGAAGAAGAAUACGAAGACGACGACGACGACGACGACGACGACGACUAAGAAGAAGAAGAAGAAGAAGAAGAAGAAGAAGAAGAAGAAGAAGAAUACGAUGACUAUGACGAAGAAUACGAAGAAGAAGAAGAAGAAUACGAUGACUAUGACAAAGAAUACGAAGAAGAAGAAGAAGAAUACGACUACUAUGACAAAGAAUACGAAGAAUACGAAGAAGAAGAAGAAUACGACUAUGACGAAGAAUACGAAGACGGCGAAGACGAAGAAGAAGAAGUGGGACUGCAAGAUGACUUUGGAGUUCACUCUGUGUGGUGGCCGGGUGACGAGGCUUUACAUCUCCGGAUUUGCCAGGGGGGAAACCGAUCUUGCUUUGUCGGAACUGUCUGGAUCUGAUGCAAUAACCGCAAAGAGCAAGGCACAGUUUGAGAACGCGGAUGCUGAGAUCUCCAACCUAUGUGACAGUGGGGAAGAGGUUGAGCGAUGGAUGGAUAUUGCCGUGAUCAUCGGCGUGAUGCCUAUUGCUUCGGAGAAGCAUAUCCAAGACGGCAUGAAGACGUUUCUGAAUGAAGGGGCCGUGAUCGUCAAAAUGCUGCUUAAUCAGUCUCCCUAUGGAGAUUUGGACUGGGAGACAGCAAGGAGGUCGCGUUUUGCGCAUUUCAAGAAGGAUGACGAGUAUUACAAAGAUCGUGGAGUGAAAGUCAACGAGGUCUUCAGGAAAGUCUCGCGCGGUGUCGAGAUCUUUCAGAAGGAGUGGCUUCCGCUUCAACGGGAAGCAAAAGCACUUAUCUUUCUCUGCCACGGUUAUGGCGACACAUGCGUGUACUUCUUUGAUGAGUUGGGAGUGCGUCUGGCCCGAGAGGGAUAUGCAGCUUUUGGCAUUGAUUAUGAAGGCCAUGGUUUGUCGGAGGGGCUGCAUGCGUACAUCCCUAGUUUUCACACGCUUGUGGAUGACUGUAUCGAAAUGUUUUUGGACAUUAAACAAAGAGCUGAGUUCUAUGGGAAGAAGUGUUUCCUUUUUGGCGAGUCAAUGGGGGGAGCUGUGUGCCUUGUUGCUCACUUCAAGAGGCCGGACGCUUGGGAUGGAGCAGUCCUGUUGUCGCCGAUGUGCAAGAUUGCGGAGGAAGUACAACCGCCAAAGGUGGUGAUCGAGGUUCUCAAGCGGCUCGCACAAGUCUUCCCUACCUGGAAAGCAGUCCCUCAAAGGAAGCUUUCUGACGUGGCAUAUCGUGUUCCGGAGAAGCGUCGUAAUGGGGAGAAUAACCCACUUGGCUUUAAAGGGUACCCACGCCUGCGGACAGCGCUGGAGUUGUUCAACAUUACCUUUCACAUUGAAGAGCGUAUGAAGGACGUCACAUUGCCAUUCAUCGUGCUGCAUGGCAGCGAUGAUGUGAUUACGAAUGCGGAAUGCAGCACUCAGCUGUUUGACGAGGCAAAGAGUAAGGACAAGGCGAUCAAGAUUUACAAGGACUCGUGGCAUUGCCUUCUAUCUGGGGAACCAGAUGAUGUUGUUGAGAAAGUAUUGGCCGACAUUUUAGCAUGGCUUGACGUUCGCAGCGGAGAUAACCAGAUUCCCUCUACUGAUGUUGAUGCUGCUGUGAGAUUGCACCCUCAGGCGAAACUUUGCAAUGAGCCUUCUCUCUGCUCCUCACCGCCUUGUGCCAUCGGCAAAAUAGUUCAGGAGGCAUAAAUAGAUGUGUGUGUGGAGCCAGGGGGGGGGAGGGGAAGGUGCACACAUUGGGGUGUAGUACAGGAGGAGCUCGCACACAGUCGGAUAGUGAGCUGUGUAGGUGUAAGCAUGGUAGACGGAUGCGAUUAGACGUGUAGGGAAGCUGACGAACGAGGUCUGGGCUGGAAGCAGUUUGUGAAUGGUUUGAAAGUGUCCUGAGCCUGCAACGCUGCUGGACGGCAUGUUCCCACUGGUCCCCACAGGAUGCCGAUAGGGGAACGGAAAAGGGACGGGCGGAACUGCAGUGCGGAAGCAGCUGCAACGUGGUCGGGAAUCGGGAAGAUGCUUUCCACUCCUGUGGAAAUAGGAAAGGAGUUGGAAGUUGAAACGAAGAGCGUGAAACAGCUGACAAGGUGUGCGACUGGUAGCCGUGCAUUGACUCGUCGUGCGUCACAAUUCGAACAUCAACCAUAGUGAAGAUGUUUACUGGUGAAGGUCUUCGCUCGGAGUCCACCUGGCUGCAAGUGAUUCGUCAGCUGGGUGAAUUGGUCGAAGUAGAAUUAAUGGAUGAAUUGGAGCGAAGUGCUUGAUGGUGGUGGUGUGAUGCCAACAGAGGAGGGGGAGAAGGAUGUGAAAGGAGUAGUAGUAGCACUGGGUGCCUGCAGCAGUGGAGAGAACCAUUGCGUGUGUGAAUCUUCUGAGGAAGGAGAACUGCAGUCAUUGCCUUGGUGACUCUGGCUGUCAUCCUCUGUGGGGAUUCACAACAACAGACACAGGCGUUUGUUCUUUCAAUUUAACCAUGGUGUGAUUUGGAUGUUUGAUUCCUCUGUUCUUUUGAUUCAGCCGUAGUGCCAGUUUUGAUGGUUGAUCGCUGCUCCUCUCCCUCCCCCCCUCCCCCCCCACCAUUCUCUCUUGGUAAGUUCUUGAGCAAAAAUAAUGGUAGUGGCAGUUUGGCACGGUUGUCGUCUUUUUGGAGGGGUAGUUUUUCAGCGAUCAAGAAGGUUUCAGAGAUAUCAAAUUAACUUCAAAGUUCAAACAUAGCACCGGCACUGCUCCGGCGGCACUGGGAAGUUGAGUAGCAGUUUUUCAGCAAUGGAGAAGGUUUCAGGGGGAUCGAAAUGAAUCCAUGUAAUGCAGAGGCAGCAGUGAGGAGUUGAGCAACCCCAUUUGUCGCAAAUCCGAUGAGAAGAAGAGAUCUCUCGCUCUACGUCGUCUUUCUGAGCCUGAUUUGCGUGUAUCUGGCCAGUGGGAAGUUUUGAGACUUCUGUUACUGCGGACUGCUGGUCGGAAUCAAAUGGUCGGAAGAGAGCUGCGCGACUGCGUUGUAAGUUUAGAGUAGUGGUCUGUCGAUGUCACAUUUUUAACCGGACAUGGAUUGACCCGGUCGUUUGAAUGAGAGACUGAGUUGGCAUUCACAUGCGGGGUGUCUGUUUUUAGUGGAAGAAAGGUUGGAUUGAGUCCUGCACAUGCACUGAAUGUCCAAAGGUAGAUCUCACGAGAGACAAGACACUUGUGUGGGUAGACCAGAUGUCAAAACUCUCAACCUGCAGAUGCACGGGGCGCGGGAUGAUGAAUCAAAGGCCUAGAAACAU